Messenger RNA from Microthlaspi erraticum, 843 nucleotides. The record is from the annotation of a GenBank genome assembly. Lineage: Eukaryota; Viridiplantae; Streptophyta; Magnoliopsida; Brassicales; Brassicaceae.
AUGGAGGAGAAAAACUCUCUCCCUCUCUCCGGUGCCAUGGAUUUUCGAGCUUCGCAGGGAUCAGGAUCUUCCUCACCUGUUGAGGUAACAGAGGAUACGAGCGAGAAUCAGUUGGUUCUUUACGGCUCCAAAGGGAAUAAUGACACGGAAGACGAAGUCCAAAUUAUCAGAUCUCAGCCUCCUCCUUCAUCCAAAACGCAGUGUCCUUCCAUUGGAGCGUUCACGGUGCAGUGUGCGAGCUGUUUCAAAUGGAGGCUGAUGCCGUCGAUGCAGAAGUACGAAGAGAUAAGAGAGCAGCUUCUUGAGAACCCGUUCUUCUGCGAGACGGCUUGCGAGUGGAAGCCGAACAUGUCUUGCGAUGUCCCUGCGGAUAUCUCUCAAGACGGAACACGUCUCUGGGCUAUCGAUAAGCCUAGCAUCGCUCGACCACCUAAUGGUUGGCAACGUUUGCUAAGGAUUCGAGGUGAAGGAGGUACCAAAUUCGCUGACGUGUAUUAUGUUUCUCCGUCAGGGAAGAAGCUUCGUUCAAAUAAUGAGGUCCAAAAGUACUUGAAUGACAACCCGCAAUAUAUAAAUGAAGGAGUGAAGAUUACACAGUUCUCGUUCCAGAUCCCGAAGCCUCUGCAGGAGAACUAUGUGAGGAAGCGUCCAGCUCGAGUUAUGGAAUCCAGCGAUAAUACAAGAACCCCUGUAGCUACUGCAGCUAAUCCACUGACAUGGAUAUCACCAGAUGAUCAUAUAUCGUUGCAGCUAGGUAACGGAACGGAGCCUGGACUCUAUGAUUCACCCUCGAAAAGGAUAAGAACAUCAGAGCUUGGCUCCUUUGAUGAUCUUCUAGACUGA